Echinococcus granulosus is the source of this 1485-nucleotide messenger RNA. Its product is annotated as Synaptotagmin-1. NCBI's taxonomy places the organism in Eukaryota, Metazoa, Platyhelminthes, Cestoda, Cyclophyllidea, Taeniidae. The record is from RefSeq and is a predicted model, not a curated record. The coding region runs from base 1 to 1485 and encodes 494 amino acids. Gene Ontology annotation, cellular component: dense core granule; synaptic vesicle membrane; axon. Gene Ontology annotation, biological process: cellular response to calcium ion; regulation of dopamine secretion; regulation of calcium ion-dependent exocytosis. The transcript has 10 exons. Gene Ontology annotation, molecular function: calcium-dependent phospholipid binding; syntaxin binding; phosphatidylserine binding.
AUGGCUAGCACAAUCUGUGCCUCCGACUGUUCGGCCAGCCACGCGCUCAGCUAUUGCUGGCGAGCAUCAGCUGAAUCCGCAUCGACCGAUAGAUCGCAGGACAGCCAAUGGGCGUGCGACAGUGACUUCCGCCUCACCAGCGUGUCUCAAAUGCCGCGCUCUGAUUGCAUCGAGUCCGCAGGGUUAGAAUUGGGGGAAGUGUUUAGUUACGGAAGAUAUCCUGUUGAAGCCUCACCAAUGCCAGUCGUGAGCACUCAAGGUCCCGCAGCAGAGGCUGGGGAGACCUAUCCAACAUCGGCCGAGGCUUCGUCACCACUUCAACCGCCAGCCACCACCACUUCGAGUAAUCAGAACUCAAAUGCAAAAAUUCAGGAGCAAGUGAAGGUUGUCAUUAAUGACUUGGCCAAGAAACUUCACGUACCACCGUCAGCAGUUAUUGCGAUGGUGGUGGGUUUCAUUCUCUUCCUUCUCCUCAUUCUCUACUGCAUCUGCAAGCGGGGCAUCUUCAAGCGACGCAGGAAAGAAAAGGCUGGAAAGAAGAAGGUGGACAUGAAGUCGGUUCAGUUGCUGGGAAAACAGUUGGGCAAAGACCAAGGUGAUUUAGAAGCCUUGGAGGAGAAUAUGGAGGAUAACGAGGGGGUGACGGAGAAGGAGAAACAGAAUCUUGGAAAACUCCAAUUUUCUCUCGACUACGAUUUCACAAAAGGCGAGCUGACAGUAGGGGUGAUUCAGGCGACAGAUCUGCCAGGAAUGGAUAUGUCCGGCACCUCUGAUCCCUACGUGAAAGUGUAUCUCAUGCCGGAGAAAAAGAAAUUUGAGACCAAGGUUCAUCGCAAAACACUAAAUCCCGUAUUUAACGAGACCUUCUUAUUCAAGGUUCCUUAUGCCGAGGUUGCAGGAAAAACUCUCCGUUUUAACGUUUUUGAUUUUGACCGGUUUUCGAAACACGACCAAAUUGGACAAAUCGUCGUACCCCUCGGCUCGGUUGAUUUAGCGCGCGUGAUCGAGGAAUGGCGGGAUCUGUUACCACCAGAUGACGACGAAAAGGAGAACAAGCUUGGAGACAUUUGUUUCUCUCUGCGAUAUGUGCCCACAGCUGGAAAACUAACUGUCAAUAUCUUAGAGGCAAAGAAUUUGAAGAAAAUGGAUGUUGGUGGUCUAUCAGAUCCCUAUGUGAAAUUGUCCCUGAUGCUUGGAGGCAAACGAAUCAAGAAGAAGAAAACCACUAUUAAGAAGUGCACGCUAAAUCCAUAUUACAAUGAAUCAUUCGCCUUUGAAAUUCCGUUUGAACAUAUUCAGAAAGUAAUGCUAAUUGUGACGGUGGUUGAUUACGAUCGAAUCGGGACUUCGGAGGCGAUUGGUCGAGUAGUGCUCGGUUGUAAUGCCCAAGGUGCAGGCCUCCGUCAUUGGUCCGAUAUGCUAGCCAAUCCGCGCCGACCAAUAGCACAGUGGCACACACUGCAAGAGAUGCCAGAGAAGGGUUAA